AUGGACGAGGCGCUCGCUCACGGCGUGGUGCUCGCGGACGCGCCGGGCUCACCGCCGGCGACCGGUGUCGGCGUCAACGAUCCAGGAGCGGCCGCGAGGGCUCUUCGUCGAGACGAGGACGAGGGGGAGGCUCUGGCCCGCGACCAGGUGCUCGCGAACGCGCCGCCCUCGCCGUCCGCAGCACUGGUCGCCGCGAGGAACCCAGGAGCGGCUGGGAGUCGUCGUCGUCAAAACGGCGCCGCUGCGGACGACGAGGUGCUCGCCGAGGCGCACGCGCAGGCUUCGUCGUCUGCGACCCAGAUCGUCCUCAACAGCCAAGCGGGCGCCGCGAAGACACUGGUGCAUGAGCACGACGAGGUGCUCGCCGAGGCGCACGCGCAGGCUUCGUCGUCUGCGACCCAGAUCGUCCUCAACAGCCAAGCGGGCGCCGCGAAGACACUGGUGCAUGAGCACGACGAGGCGCAGCUCACCAAGGCUGACGCGCUCGCCGAGCCAUCGGUGCUCGCCGAGGCGCACGCGCAGGCUUCGUCGUCUGCGACCCAGAUCGUCCUCAACAGCCAAGCGGGCGCCGCGAAGACACUGGUGCAUGAGCACGACGAGACGAGUUCAGAGCUGUUCGAGACGGGGUCCAAGACUGAUGAUGAGGAUGUGCUGCGCCAGUCGCGCGAUCAUUCAGUUCUGGCCCUGGCCUACUUCACCGAAGCCAAGCGGUUUGCGCCACGCUGCAUCGUGACUCCUGUCUUCCGAGGGAACGAGCUGAUGUGCCUUGCAAAGCUCGGUGAGCUUGAGAAGGAAGUCCUUCAUGAGAUUAAGCUCCCCUUCGACACAGAUGUUGCGUCCGUUGUGUUUCUUCAUGCCAAUGGGUUCACUGACCGGAUUGCUGACAUCCAGUCUGAGUUCGUGCAUGCCAGUACCAUGAUUGACCCGGACGGCCCAGCCAGGCAUAACAUCUGGUAUGAUAUUCGUCGGCGCACCCGCACCCAACACGGGAACAAACGGCGAACCAAGCACGCCAGCCACAGGCUUGAAGGGCUCGAAAAGGGCUACCAGCUCAUCCACUCGUCGCCCAAGGACAACAUUACCAAAGCAAGAGCAGAAGCUUCAGAUAAGCUACACGAGAUAAUGGGAUUUGUGUGCGAUCAGUUUGUGCCUACUAAAGUGGAGGAGAUCUUGCGUAAGGAUGUUGCUGGUGAUCUUGCUGCUGCAAGAGAGGAGGCAAAGAACUUGGCUGCAACUUAUGGCUACUGUGCCCGAGCACGCAUGCUAGAAGGUUAUGUGGAGCUAAAGCACACUACAACAGUGGGUGGACCACAGUUUAAGGCAAUGUUAAGAGAGCUGAUCCGGAUGGUCCAUGAAGCAGCUGCUGCUUUCAAAGGUUCUAUCAUCAUUGCAAAGUUCCUGGCUGAGCUCUACUCUGCACUUGACCAAGAUGAGUACGCAGCGAGCGUUCUUCGGAGAGCACUUCUUGUCCAUAACCCUGACGACCCGCAUGAACAUGAUGUGCCUGUUGGUUGCACCAAAGGGGACUGCUCUGAACAUAGGAUUGCCACUGUCCAAGACCAACAUCGUGAGAUGCUUACAAGAAUUGAAGCUAAUGCAAAAUGCCAUCCAACAGAUCUGUUAAAAAGCGAAGAAGACGUUACUGAAGUUGACAAUGGAAGUCCGGUCAACGGAAAGGGGAAGAAGAAGAAAACAGAGAAAAAGCCUGCAGUGCACCAUGCAUUUAGGUAUUCACAGAAGAAAAAGCCACCCAACUCGAGCAGAAUACCUGUGUGGGAGGACUGGCUUCGAAAGAACAGAACAACACCUACAGCCCCAUCCAUCCCUCCGAUACAUGUAAGUCGUUCCUGUCUCCAGGCAGAAUUGACAUUUGCCAAGGUUUCUUCACAAAUGGUUCAACAGGAGCUUGUGCCAGAGUAUGAGGUGAACCUGUAUGUGGAGUACUGCCAAGCACUCGCACAGUGUUCGAAGAAGAAUUUCAUCAAUAAUCACUAUCGGGACGAGCACAGCUUGAGCUUGGAACAAACUUUCAAUCGCCCUGAGAAACCCUGCAACAUCGGGCUUCGCAGCUACGGCGAGUUCCGGAGGCACCACUAUUUCGUUCAUCGCUUAACACCUGGCUGGUGGAAACCAGAGGACUAG
Triticum aestivum (bread wheat) is the source of this 2142-nucleotide messenger RNA. RefSeq lists its product as uncharacterized. The transcript has 7 exons. NCBI's taxonomy places the organism in Eukaryota, Viridiplantae, Streptophyta, Magnoliopsida, Poales, Poaceae. Bases 1 to 2142 code for a protein of 713 amino acids. The record is from RefSeq and is a predicted model, not a curated record.